This is a messenger RNA of Miscanthus lutarioriparius, 1473 nucleotides long. NCBI's taxonomy places the organism in Eukaryota, Viridiplantae, Streptophyta, Magnoliopsida, Poales, Poaceae. The record is from the annotation of a GenBank genome assembly.
AUGGACCCCGCGGGGCCGCGCGUGGUCACGGAUCCCGCCGGAUCGGGGGCCGCGCCGCCGCGCGAGGAAUUGGACGGGAGAGGAGGAGGAGGAGCGUGCAGCGGCGCCGCAGCGGCGGAGGGGAGCGCGUCGCGGCUGGCGGGCGCUGGACUGGGAGAUCCGAGGGCUGGAUUUCUGGAAUCUUUGGGUCAAGCUGAAGCAUAUUUGCACCCAUAUACCAUGGAUGUUCCUCAGUUGACUGCUGAAGGUGCCACACAAUGUGGAGAUAGAGUGUCUUUAUUGCCCCAGACUGGGGCACUUCAGUCAGAAACUCCUUGUCUGACCUUGGGUCGUGAUUCCAAUGCAGCAUUAAUGGAGAAGUUGCAUGGUAAUGAGUCCUUGCCAUGUGGUAAGGAGAACAUCGGAACAGAUCUCCAACCUAAACCUGAUCCGGAACAUGUUGAUAAUAAGAUGAGUGUUGCACGUCUUGGGUUGGACCUUAACACAGUAGAUAGUUCUGAUGCAGCAGAUCUUAACCCUUUCUUCCCUUACAAGAAGCUGGGGCAGUCGAAAGUCAGUGAUCCAUCAGAAUGUGGCAGCACUACUGGUGCUACAGAAGAAAGCGAAUCACACAGAAAGUGGAGAGAAAUGAAGCAGAAUGGCUUUCUUUCUUCAUCUCAUGGAAGUGCAAUGGUGCCUAGGCCACAUGGUCGAGCCUCAAAAAGGAAAAGGGAUGAUGAAUUCAAAAAGAGCACUUCUACACAGCAUGGCCAGGCUAACAAGUCUAUGAAGGUUGCUGCUCCUAGUGGCCUAUUAUCUGGGCUAAACCCUGGAAUCAUUAACCAUGUGAGAAAUAGCAAGCAGGAUGGUGAUAGUCUCAAACUGCAACUCUCAUCAGCAGUCACUAUGUUUUCAGAUAGGACCUGCAGUACAUCAGCUGAUGAUCCAGCAUCUAAUCAUGAUUACAUGACUGUACUGUCAGUAAAAGCGGCCAGUGUUGCUUCUCAGUGGUUGGAAUUACUGCAUCAAGACAUCAGGGGGCGCCUUGCUGCUUUAAAGCGCAGCAGGAAGAGAGUCAGAAAUGCUCUUCACACGGAACUGCCAUACCUAAUCUUGACAGAAUUUCCAUCUAAUCAAGAGAAUGAAUCAUCCAUUGCAAAUACUUCUGAGGCUGGAUGUACUGACAAAGCAGUUUCAGAAGAGCAUAUGGCACGAUGGAGGUCUCUGUUUGUCCAGAUGGACAGAGCACUUCAGGAGGAAGGGAAACAACUGGAGAAGCGGUUGAAGCAAGUGCAAGAAAUGCAAUUGAAUUGUGAUAAAGGCCUCAAACACAUGACCUGUGAAUCUCCUCUGCUAGGACCUAUGGCUGAACUAUGGAAGCUGAAGAACCCAGAUAUUUCUGAGAGCGAGUGGGCGGUGCAAGCCGCUGCCGCAUCAAUCUACUCGACCUGCAACAUGGUCAUGAGAGCGGAGAACAACGUGCCUUGCUUCUGA